CCUACUCCCCCCCUCCUUCUCUCACGUUGUCGGGGGCUUUCUUCUCCCCUCACUUCUACGUCUCUUUCUCUUCUCUCUUAGACCCUCUGAAUGUCCGCCUCUUCUACCUCCACCCCCCAUUGAGUUCGUUCGUUACCGUCGCGCCCAUUACGUCAGCUCGAACCCACGAUGGCGUACAACAGAUCCUACAAUCCGGAUGCGCUCCCUGCACAUGCCGAGCCUGAACAGGUCGCCCAGAUGAUGGGUGCCAUGUCCACCGGUCCCCCCCAGCAAAAGCCGCCUCGAAGCUCACCCCAGGUCCACGGCGGUGUGCCAGCGCGAGUGCCCGUCUCCAGCGCCCCCUCCUCCCAACACCACUACCCGGCCUCGGGCGCGCGUCCUCUCCCCUCGCAACAAUCGUACCAUUCCAAACCGACCCCUCCAAUGAAGAACCCCUACAGCGCGAAGCCGCAGCCUCCACCGCCAACCACGCAGUCGCGCCCGAAUCUCCACCCGUCGCCGCCCCCACAGAACUACGGUUUCGGGCCCCCGCCCGCCCAGCGCACCCGUCCCCCACAAAUGUCGCGACCGCCGCUGUCGCCCAACCCGCCUCCGCUGUCCGCGCCCGAGGACGACCCGCAACAGCUCUUCCCGCUCUUCCGGGCGGCCAACGCGUCGCACACGGGGGCCCUAACGGAGCUCGAGCUGGGGUCGGCGCUCGUCAACGGCGACUUCACGUCGUUCCACCCGCGGACGGUGAAAGUGAUGAUCCGCAUGUUCGACCGCAACAAAAGCGGGACGAUCUCGUUCGACGAGUUCGUGUCGCUGUGGCGGUACCUGGCGGCGUGGCGGGAGCUGUUCGACCGGUUCGACGAGGACCGCAGCGGGCGCAUCAGUCUGCCGGAGUUUGAGAAGGCGCUGGUCGCGUUCGGGUAUCGGCUGAGCCCGUCGUUUGUGACGGUGCUGUUUACGACGUUCGAGAGCAAGGGGAAACUGAUGAGCGAUCCGCGCAAGGGGCCGGUGCAGAUGGGGAUGAGCUUCGAUCUGUUUGUGCAGGCUUGUAUCAGUCUGCGGCGGAUGACGGAUGCGUUCAAACGGUACGAUGAUGAUCGUGAUGGGUAUAUCACUGUCAGCUUUGAGGAGUUUUUAACGGAGAUUCUUCAGUUACAGGAUUAGACGGUUGAUGUUUUCUCUUUAUUGUUUUCUGUCCUGCGCAUGCGGUUUGACGCAUGCACACAACACGUGGAACUACUGUAUAUACCCAUAUCAAACUCGAC
Messenger RNA from Aspergillus candidus, 1256 nucleotides. Its product is annotated as EF-hand. NCBI's taxonomy places the organism in Eukaryota, Fungi, Ascomycota, Eurotiomycetes, Eurotiales, Aspergillaceae. Bases 169 to 1155 code for a protein of 328 amino acids. Gene Ontology annotation, molecular function: calcium ion binding. The transcript is spliced from 4 exons. The record is from RefSeq and is a predicted model, not a curated record.